This is a messenger RNA of Heterostelium album PN500, 1950 nucleotides long. RefSeq names its product LIM-type zinc finger-containing protein (gene ChLim). The coding region runs from base 1 to 1950 and encodes 649 amino acids. The transcript has 4 exons. Gene Ontology annotation, molecular function: protein binding. The record is from RefSeq and is a predicted model, not a curated record. Lineage: Eukaryota; Evosea; Eumycetozoa; Acytosteliales; Acytosteliaceae.
AUGUCAGAAACAAUUAAAGGUAAUUGGACUUCUAGUAGUGCUUACAAUCUUGAUCUUGCACUGAAAGAGUCACGUGAAUGGAUCGAAGCUGUCAUCCAACAAAAGUUUCCAUCCGAUGAUUUUCAAGCAUCUCUAAAGAAUGGUUUAUUUCUAUGCAAGUUAAUCAAUCAAAUAAAACCGGGAAUUGUACCAAAGACAAAUCCAGCCACUACAGAUUUUGCAUAUCGUGAGAACCUCUCGUUUUUCAUCAAGGCAGCCAAACAAUUGGGAUUGCGUGAUACUCAGUUGUUUGAGUCAUCUGAUCUCUACGAAGCAAAGCGUAUUCGUAAUGUAGCUAUCAGUCUUUAUUGGUUGGGUCGUGCAGCUCGUGGAAUCAGUACCUACAAGGGUCCACAAUUGAAUCUACUGGCUUUCCAAAAGAUGAAUUGCUCGGCUUGUAAGAAAGCAAUUAACGACAACAACUAUUUGGCUACUUUGACACAACAAUAUCACACUUCAUGUGCUGUCUGUUGCAAUUGCAGUUGUAAAUUGGAUCCAAAACAACCAUUCUUUAUGGAAGGUAAUAACAUUUGGUGUCAGAAUUGUAUGGUUGGCGCAACAAAGAUUGGUAGUGGAAGUGGAGCUGGAAGUCAAGCAAGUGGUGGAAAGGCUGGUCAUGGACAUAAGCAUGAUAAUGAAUGUACUGGAUGUCAUGGUUCAUUGGAGAAUGGUUAUGUUCCAGAUGAAAAGGAUGAGUCAAAGAAAUACUGUACUAAAUGUAUCUGUGAUCUAUGUCAUAAUCCAUUGAUUGGAAAUUUCAAUGUUGUAAAUGGUGAAAAGAUUUGUGAUGAUUGUAGUUGCUCUGGUUGUUCAAAACCAUUGAAAGAAGGAUUCUUUGAGGAAGGUUUGGCAAAGUAUUGCGAAGGAUGUAAUGAUCAAAACAAUAAGAAGAAUCAAAAACCAACAUUAUCACCAUCAACUGCAAAGAAGGAUCAUGAUCAUGGACAUGGACAUCAUCAUCAUGAACACGGACCAGGUUGCAGCCACGAUAACAAACCAAAACCUUCAACAACCACAACAUCCAAUAAUAACAAUAAUAAUAAUAAGAAAGGAUGUAAGGAAUGUAAUAAGCCAUUGGAUACAAAACAAAAGGUUGGUAAUGAUCGUGAUCUCUUCUGCUCACCACAUGAAAAAGAAAGAUGUUGCGGUGGAUGUAAUCGUGAGGUCGAAGGACAAGUAUUACAGGCGAUGGACAAAUCUUGGCAUCCAGAUUGCUUUACAUGCAAAAAGUGCAGUAAGGAUUUGAAAAAACCAGGAGAAACCAUCCGUAAAGGUGCCGAUGGAAAUCCAUUAUGUGGUCCCUGUAGCAGUGGUAGCGGACCAUCCAACAACAAUUGUGGUAGUUGCAACAAACCAGUUGUAGGUCAAGGUGUUGAGGCACUCGAUAAGAAAUGGCAUCCCGCAUGCUUCAAAUGCUCCGAUUGCAAAAAGACUUUGGGAGAUGAGUUCUUUGAAGUCGGAAACAAGGCGUUGUGUGAUCCAUGUUACAAUAGUCAACCUUCAACAGGUGCGAGUGAGGGAUACAAUCCCAAUGAUAAGUGUGCAGGUUGUACCAAACAGCUAGGUGUUGGAAACGAAGUAACAAAGAUCAACAAACAUUUCUGGCAUCGCGGUUGUUUCAAGUGUGACUCUUGUAAUGCUGCUCUUCAAACUGGAUACUUUUUGCAUGGAGAUGACCGUCCUCACUGCAAGGUGUGUCACGACAAGAUCGAAGCUUCCAAGUCUGACAAAUGUCCCAAGUGUAACAAACCCAUUCUUUCUGGUGAAAUCGUCAAGGCAUCCGGAAAGAUGUGGCACAAGGCUUGUUUCUCAUGUUUCAAAUGCUCCAAACAAAUUGGAGAUGGUUCUACUUUUACACGUUUCUCUAAACCAUAUUGUAAACCAUGUUGGGAACAAGAAAAAGCCAAAUAA